Molecule: messenger RNA, 2673 nt
Organism: Trichomycterus rosablanca
Lineage: Eukaryota; Metazoa; Chordata; Actinopteri; Siluriformes; Trichomycteridae
Product: catenin alpha-3
Exons: 5
Coding region: 82-2673 (863 amino acids)
Biological process (GO): cell-cell adhesion; cell migration
Cellular component (GO): adherens junction; catenin complex
Molecular function (GO): beta-catenin binding; actin filament binding
Source: RefSeq, a predicted model, not a curated record
ACCACACUGCUCUUCGACAAACUGCAUUAUUUGUUACUAGUGCAUUACAGUAAGCUGCAAGGAGCUGCUUCAUCCCCAGUGAUGGCAUUCCUAACAGAAGACAACUUGAUGAGAACCAUCUCACUUGAAAGGGUGGUGGCCCCCAUUGCCACUCACCUGUUUUACCUCUUAUUGCUGUCUGAGAGUGAAGCUGACACAGAGCAAUUCACACAGCUGGAGGUGUCAGGGUGUGCAGUUGCCAAGGCCUCCAGAAACAUGGCUAAUGUAGCAUCAAGAGUAAUAUCAGAGUCAGAUGAUGAUAUCAUGAGGAUUGAAAUGAGUCCACUGCUAGAAUCCCUAAUUAUUUCUGGUCAGCAAGUGCUUCUUGAAACACAGAAGCUAAGCAUACAGCCAGAAGUUACAGAGCACAGAGGAGAGCUGGUUAAAGCCACUCAGAAUGUACUGCUGGGAGUGCUAAAGAUUCUUUUGGUGGAAGAUGAUGCAACCAUAAGAAAAAUCACAGCAGCUGCUCAUUGGCUUUUGGCUAGCCUGAGCGAAGUAGGAGUUGCUACAAACCUCAAAUCAUUACUAAAAGCAUUCCAGUUAUACUCCAAGGCAAUGCUGUUGCUUCAUAACUUGGUGAUGGAAAGGAUAGAAGAAGUAUGUGAUUACAGAUGUCAAAGUGUGAAAGCCUCUGUGGGAAAUUUAAGAAGUUGUAUCUCAAUGCUUCACACUGCUGUGUACUUAACAAUCAAACACCCAACCAGUGAGGAGGCACUGGGUGCAAAGAAAUACAUCUUCCAUCUAGUCAACUCCACUGUAAAUGAUAUUAUAAUCACACUCAAGAGUAACUGUAAAAGCAUGCACAGAGGUAAAUACGGGCACUAUACCGGCAAGUGGAAGAUGUUACUGAAGUUGCUAUCAGACAGAGAAUUCAGUUCGUUUAUAGACUCUAACUUUGACAUUGUGCUGCUAGACUUGGUAGUCUACAGCAAGGCUGUUGCAAACUGCUCUCGGAAAGAAAUUCAAUCUUGUCUGACUGCAAAUUGUAGACGUGUUCUUCACCUGUGGCUACAAAUAUCACAGCAGAUAAAAGGUUGCAAAGAUAAGCAGAAGUCAAAAGUUUUUCAAGAUAAUACAUAUGUCUCUUUAAUACAACAAAUCCAUAAGCUUGAUGAAGCUGUGGUGAAAGCAACCAUUUACCUGGUAAUGGACACAUUUGUCUUAACCUCAAAUCCUAUAGAGCAAUUUGUAAACACUACAUAUUCCCUCCCUGAAAAUGACCCAUAUGGUGCAUUUCAUUUGGAUCCCAUCCAACCUCUGUCUAAGAGUUUAAUAGUUUACACAGACCGUAUCUUUGAAGUAGCCAGCUUUGUUUCAGCUUUAGCCUUUGAUGAAAUAAGUGUUGAGAAUGUGGAAAACUCCAUGUCCUGCCUUAACUAUCUAAAGGAUAGCAUCAUAGUUCUUCUGCAGGAGCUGAGAGAAGACUCAGUGCAGUACCAUAGAACUUCACAUAAACUGAAUCAUUUUUACUAUAAAUGGGUGGAAGAAACAAAACAACUACAAAAUGCAUUCUGUGAGGUCAUAAAUGUAAAGAAUAUCAUACAUCCCUUUGUACAAGAAAUGAAUAAUGACUUGGAUAGCUGUGUAGAGGCACACAAGGACCAGGACUUUAACCUAUUGAGAAAAUAUAUGCGAUUUCUAACUGUUCGAAUGAACCAGGUGAUUUGUUUUGUGAGAAGACAUUUGGAUAAGAGUGAUGACCCCAUCUACCGCAAUGGCUUACUCAUACUUGUUAGACAAGCUGAGCAUUCUGUAGCUAAAGUAACAGGGUAUGCAACAGACACAUUUAACACCAAUUUUCAUGGGAAUGCAUUCUCCUUGUUAACUGACAGUGCCAGAGAGGCCAUCAAGGUCUUUGAUAUUCUUUAUAAGGGUUUAGAUGGACUACAGCAUCCACAUCUGCUUAGCCCAUUGCGAGAAGCAGUCUGGCAACCUGCUACUACUCGUCCAGUCCUACUCAUUACAGAGCCCCAAAAGCCAACAGAUAAUCAGGAACUCUCUGUGCAAUUAUAUAAUGGAAAUAAAAAGGAAGAAUUAGUAAAGUGUAACGACAAAGAAAAUAAGAAAGAAAAUGUUAAACAUAUAACAAGUUACCAUUUUGAAAACAACAAACUGGUAAUACCAUCAGUUAUGGACUCAACUUCUGCUGAAAUUACUCAAGAUCUUGACUUGUUGCCUCUCUUAUGUGAACUUGUUCACAUUACUAAAGCCAAAGAUGUUGAAGCUUUAAAUACAGCAUGCACUGGUAUUGUAGAACUUUCAAGCUGCUAUACCCAGGCUACAGAAGAGGCUACAUGUAUAGUAGAAGGAACUGCUAAUCAGGAAAUAAAAAUUCUUCGAUCUAAACUAGUUGCUCUGACACCACUGCUUGUCCAGACAGCACAAGAGACAGCUAUGAGCUCAGCCAGGAGCACAGAAACUGUCUAUAGACACAGCACUCAGUUUUCCGACCUCAUAAAAAAAACAAAGAAGAUCCUGCUUCCAGUAGUUGGCAUGUGGUACUUUGCAGUCCAAGCUAUGAUUCAUGGCUGUUCACCAAACAUAACAGACUCCUGCAUCCAAGAACUCACAGAGGUCAUGUGUUUGUGUACAGACACAGUUCAGCUCGUGAUGACCUGCAGUACAAAUUAA